AUGACAACCUCGUUGAUGAAGCGUUUUGUCACGCCUCGGAUCGUCCGUGUGGCGUUGACGGUAUUGGCCAUAGUCAACAUCCUCUACCUCUCAGCGUACCUCCUCGGUGUUUCCAGAAGUGGCACGCGAAGAACGAAAAUCAUGUGGUACGGUCGUAAAAUGGCGGGCAAUGCUGUAUCAGAUACCUCCGGGCAGGUCGAGGCGUACGAGAACAUGAAACCGAGUGAAAAGAUCAAUGAAAUUCUCAACAGAAUCACCAACGAUAAGGAAAAGUACUGGUUGGGCCACACUGAGUUAACAGACUACGAAUUACGGAUAAGAGUCAAGGACUUCUUGAAACAGAACUGGGAGAACAAGCCUACGAUUUUCUACGAUCCCAGAUUCACACUUUCAGUCUAUUUGAACGAGAUCAAAAACCAAUAUUUGGUGAAAAACCCCAAAAAUGAAAAGAGCAAGAUCCACGAGAUCGUAGUCCCUUUUGCCUGGUCUGACUGGGUGGAUUUGACAAUGCUUAACGAGGAGUUGGUGAAGCCCGAGAACGAGAGGAAAACCUGUGAUUACAUGAAAGCUGUUCAUCACGCUCCAGCCAGAGACCCCAACUACUGUUUAAACAACGAAGACCUCACUCAGGACGAAUUGGACGAGAUGCAAUUGCCAUCUUCUUUCUAUGCUCCUGGCUUUUCUAUCAAGAAGUCGCCCACAAACAAGGCUUCCAACGAGGUCAGAAUGUGGGAAGGAAAAUCUCAUUUGUUGACGUAUGCUGCUAAUCCGCUAGCAGUCAUUUUCCUCAGUAAGGAAGGAGUUUACGAAGCUAAGAUUGAUGGAAAGCAGCGUAUUGUAGAUGGUGACCUUUUUGAACAUUAUUUACAGGCCAAUGGCUAUGAUUCAGCUAAACAUGGAGAAGUUCAAUUUGUCAUGAACCCUGUGAAAGAGUUCAAGUCGCUCUUGGCCAAGGUCAAGCCUAAUCCCAUGCUUCCAGAAGACGACUUAUAUGGAAUGGUUGCUAAAAUCAAAGACAAGAAUCCCACCAAGUCCAAGGAAUUGUACCUUCCACAACAAGCGUUCGACUAUCAGCAGCCCAAUAUCGACGAGCAGCUCAAGAGUUACGACAAAAAAUUGAAGAUCUUAUGGGAUGCCAGCACGAACGAGUUGAAACAUGACCAGGACUCAAUCAAGAACAAUCUUCUUUCCAGAAACGAAAAGAUGUACUUCGAGGGAUUGAGAUACGCCGAUUCGUUUUCUCCCAGAAAGGAAGAAACUUACUUCAGAAUGGCUAGACUCAAUUUUGGUAAUGAAGAGAACGACCACGAUGCUGGUUGGCAUUAUGAAUGGCGUUUCUUCAAUGGAGCCCUCAGAUACAUGAAACAAGGCUGGAACGAGGAAGAAUUGUUGAUUCGUGAAAAGGUUCUCUUGGAUCGUAUCUUGCGUAACUGGUUCAGAUUCGCCAAUGAAAAGGGAAUCAUUUCCUGGAUCGCUCACGGACCCCUUUUGUCAUGGUACUGGGAUGGUCUUUUGUUUCCAUUCGAUGAAGAUAUCGAUAUCCAGAUGCCAGCGCAAGAGUUGACUCGUUUUGCCAAGUUGUAUAACCAGACAUUAAUUGUUGAAGACAUCACCGAAGGUUUUGGUAAAUACUUUAUCGACUGUUCUUCGUUUUUACACCACCGCGGGAAGUCGUGGAAAGAGAACCAUAUUGAUGCUCGUUUCAUCGACAUCGAUACCGGUUCUUAUAUCGACAUCACUGGCCUUGGUAUCUCUGAAGAACAGGCCCCAGACAAGUACAAGGAUUUGAUUGAAGAAAGCAACAGCCGUGGUGCACCUAGACCAGUGUAUAACUGCAGAAACUUGCACUUCUACUCUCACGAGGAGUUGUCCCCUCUCAGAUUCACCAUGAUGGGAGGUGUGCCUUUGUACGUGCCCAACAAGAUCGAAGAGAUUUUGAACGACGAAUACCUGAAGGGUAUGUCGGUAUACUACUACGAAGAUUUCUACUUUGUGGACGCAGUGAAUUUAUGGAUCCACGAGUCCAAAUUGGACUUUUUGUUCGUCGGACAAGAAUACAAAGACAGCUUCGGAGACACUGACCCAGAGAAGUUUUCAGAAUUGGUUAAGACUAUCAGUGAAGAGCAAGUUGUUCUUUUGCUAGAAAGAGACGAAGACAUUCUUAUGGAAUACUACUUGACUAAGGACAUGACGGAGUUGCACCGUAAGGAGCUUACCUACUUGUUUGACAUGCCCAAGGGAGAGAAUACGUUGAUUGGCGAAAUCGGCCAUCAAAAGACACAGCAGGAGAUUUCUAGCAAUCCCGAAUACCACAAGUUCACUUCGGAGCUCAAGUUCCAGAAGCCGUUCAGACGGUCUAUCUUCAACUACGAGAAGAUCGACAAACCCAAGCACCAUGUAGCAUAG
Messenger RNA from Scheffersomyces stipitis CBS 6054, 2406 nucleotides. RefSeq lists its product as uncharacterized. The coding region runs from base 1 to 2406 and encodes 801 amino acids. The transcript is spliced from 2 exons. The record is from RefSeq and is a predicted model, not a curated record. Lineage: Eukaryota; Fungi; Ascomycota; Pichiomycetes; Serinales; Debaryomycetaceae.